Cherax quadricarinatus is the source of this 2351-nucleotide messenger RNA. The record is from RefSeq and is a predicted model, not a curated record. Lineage: Eukaryota; Metazoa; Arthropoda; Malacostraca; Decapoda; Parastacidae.
UAGCGACGUUCUUGCUACACACUGGAAAAUACUGCAGUUCCUCCGAAAUAAACAUCAGUGUGUCUCAGGACGUCGCUGUGGGAGGUUGUGCUGCUCUUCCCCCUGUGUUCGAGCCUGCAGUAUGGUGGUGGCCAAGGUGUGGGUGCUGAAGAGGAGACCUGUGGGUGAACCAACUGUGGAAGACUUCCAGCUGGUGGAUGAGGAACUGCCCCCCUGUGGAGAUGGUGAUGUGUUGGUGACAGCUGUGUACCUGAGUGUGGACCCUUAUAUGAGGUACAGAACUCGCCAGGUACCUCUCAACACUCCCAUGGUUGGCUCGCAAGUGGCCAGGGUGACGGAGAGCAAGAACACCAAGUGGCCAGUGGGAACGUAUAUGGUGUGCUAUGCUGGAUGGAGGACCCACACGGUGUACACCGCCAAGCAGCUUCAAGAAGGCUCUGCGGAGAUGAUCUCGCCGCUGCCAGACCUGCAAGACCUGCCCAAGAGUUUAAGUCUGGGUGCCGUGGGUAUGCCUGGUAACGGCUACUUCGGCUUCUUGACUCUGUGUAAGCCUAGGCUGGAGAAAAUGUCCUGGGGAACGGCUGCAGGAGCUGUGGGCAGCAUUGUGGUGCAGAUCGCUAAACUCAAAGGUUGCAGGGUGAUUGCCUCGGCAGGGUCACAGGACAAGUGUGCCUGGGUAAAGCAGCUGGGUGCUGACCAUGUCUUCAACUACAAGACCAAGAGUGUCAGCGAGGCACUCAAGGAACUGGCACCAGAGGGCGUCCACUGCUACUUUGAUAAUGUAGGGGGCCAGUUCUCCCUGGAGGCGCUGCCACACAUGACUGACUUCGGCAGAGUGGCACUCUGUGGUGCCAUUUCUACUUACAACCACGAGGAUAAAGGCAUCCUCAAGGCUGAUAGUCCGUACAGCCCAAUGUUGAUGAUCUCCAAGCAACUGCGUGUGGAGGGUUUUAUUGUGCUUCGCUGGCAGUCCCGCUGGAUGGAAGGACUGAAUCAGUUGAAGCAGUGGGUUGUGGAGGGUAAAGUGAAAUACAGAGAGACUGUCACCGAGGGCUUUAAUAACAUGCCUCAAGCUUUUAUUGGUCUCUUUCACGGUGACAACAUCGGCAAGGCUAUCGUCAGUGUGUAGGGCACCUGACUAGCCUGGGACAAUGACAGGACAUCCAGGGGGACAUCGUUAGUGUCUAGGACACCUGACUAGCCUGGGACAAUGACAAGAUAUCUAGGGGAACAUCGUCAGUGUCUAGGACAUCUUGUCAUGUAGGGGGGUAAUGGAAUGCAAGGAUACUUGGGGAAUAAGGGAGUAAAGGGAGGGAGUAAGCAGGAGAGGUGAGUCGAGUGACAGGAGCGGAGGUAAUGUGAGGUCACUGGUGACUAGACCAUCACCUCUCAUUACCACCACACUACUCACCCUCUCAGCACUUGAAAUAAAUUAAUGAAUAAAAGAAUAAAUAAAAGGACUGUGAAUAUUACUAUUCCAGUCAAACACAGUUUAUUAUUAAGUCCUUGUACAAUAAUAUAUUUGGGAACAGGAGAACACUGUUGGGUUUAAAUAAAUGGCGAUGGUACACAUAAGCAGUGAGACAGGGAAUACUGAUGAAACAGAUAACUUACAAUAUAGUUCAGAGGACAGUUCACCACAGGAACUCAGCCACACACUAGCCACAGGUCCCAAGACCUAAACAGCACGAGCUCUGCUCCAGCCAGUACUCUGCUCGGAUUCUCCAACAGAGUCUCCACCAGAGACUCUCCAGCAGCCCUCUCCCGAGCUCUGCACACAGGCCAGAGCUCUGCCAGAAUCUCUCUCUCUAGCUAUUCCUUGAGCUUAUAUGGUCCUUCAGGCACCCCAUACAAUGAGGUAUGCGCCACGUGUUUUGGCCGGACACCGAGAUCUGACGCAGUCAAUAACAAAAGACCUGAGACUUAAACUAAAAGACAUGUCUGACAGCUAUUUGCCAAGGCAAGGUGUGACCAUUUACUGGUUAGUUAGGUUUCCCUCAGAGACCUCACAAGCAUAGUGACCUACAUCACAACCUGGCUAGCCUGGGACAAUGGCAUCGUCAGUAUCUAGGACGCCUGGCUAGCCUGGGAUAAUGACAGGACACCCAGGGGAACAUCCUCAGUGUCAAGGACACCUGUCUAACCCAGGACAAUGACAAGACACCCAGGGGAACAUCAUCAGCGUAUAGGACACCUGCCUAACCCAGGACAAUGACAGGACACCCAGAGGAACAUCGUCAGUGUCCAGGACACCUGCCUAACCCAGGACAAUGACCUGUCAUGUAUCAUAACACCUGUAUAAUACUGUUAUAUCUUAUGUAUUAACUAAAUAAAGUCGAAUGAAAAUAUAA